Molecule: messenger RNA, 701 nt
Organism: Suncus etruscus (white-toothed pygmy shrew)
Lineage: Eukaryota; Metazoa; Chordata; Mammalia; Eulipotyphla; Soricidae
Gene: SKA2
Product: spindle and kinetochore associated complex subunit 2
Exons: 4
Coding region: 47-421 (124 amino acids)
Biological process (GO): chromosome segregation; cell division; mitotic cell cycle
Cellular component (GO): outer kinetochore; spindle microtubule
Molecular function (GO): microtubule binding
Source: RefSeq, a predicted model, not a curated record
GGCGGCUUAAGCGCCGCCGCGCUCCGAGGAAUGUCAACUAUUCAACAUGGAGGCGGAGGUCGGGAAGCUGGAACUGAUGUUCCAGAAAGCUGAUUCUGAUCUGGAUUACAUUCAGUACAGGCUGGAAUAUGAAAUCAAGACUAAUCAUCCUGAUUCUUCAGGCAAGAAAAAUCCAGUUACACUCUUAAAGGAAUUGUCAGCAAUAAAGUCUCGAUAUAAAACUUUGCAUGCACGCUUAUCAACAGUUGCAGUUGAGCAGAAAGAGACCAAGAGUCGCAUUUGUGCUACUUUGAAUAAAACUAUGGCCAUCAUACAAGAACUACAAAAACAAUCAGAGUUGGAGUUGUCACCACUGACUGAAGAAGAGAAAGCCGCAGCAGAACACUUAAAAUCUUCCAUGUCAGAUUUACGAAGAAACUGACUUAUAAAAGAAGAUUCUAAUGGAAAGAGAUCAAUUCCAAUGCUGUCGUGUUAGCAUCUUUUUAGAGGUGGAAGGAUUAUGAGGACUGGGCUCCUGUGACAUGAAAAUGAUGCCCUUACAACCGAGGGAAUAAUAAGGACAUAAACCAUGCUUAGCGAAAAAAACGGGAUAGGAAUAAAGGAAUUAAAAACAUCGUGUUUGGGGCCGGAGCUAUAACACAGUGGUAGGCGUUUGUCUUGCAUGUGGGCUGAUCCAGGAUGACCUGGGUUCGGUCUCUGGC